Vitrella brassicaformis is the source of this 986-nucleotide messenger RNA. The record is from the annotation of a GenBank genome assembly. NCBI's taxonomy places the organism in Eukaryota, Vitrellaceae.
CUAGCGACGGGGGGACUCUGAACGGGUACGGCGCCGGGACGAGGCAGUGCCCCGCUGCUGCUGUUGCUGCUGCUGGAAGAUGGUGCUGAAGAGAUUCAUUGCUGCAAUCAGCAAACCAGCCCACGCCGCAGCAGGGGCCUGAAGGAACAUGCAAGUACACGGUGAGAGAUUUGAAGUGUCUGUGAGUGCCCUGCCCACCGGGGCUGCAUUGGUGUUCUGGUUGGUCUGCUGAUAGGUGUUCUGAUUGGCCGUCUGGUCGGUGUUGUCCUGCUGGCCAGCUCCUGUGGCGGGCGCAGGGGGUGGCGGAGGCGGUUGCUGCAUCAUUGACAUGAGCAGCUGCGCCACACAAUGCCAAAGAACACACCAUCGGCCAGCCUUCGCAUCCACCGAGUGCAUGCGCAUGAGCGUACCUGCAUCAUGGGCUGCAUCAUCGGGUUGGCGCCACCCGGGGAGCCAGACGAGCAGCCAGACGACCGACGAGACCUGCGGGACGAUGCAGCCUGACAGCCACACACAACAGACAGCAGCACCAACCAUCAAUGCAUUGAAUGCGGCCUCCCCCUCCCCUCGUACCGUGCUGUCGUCCGAUUCGUUGCCGUCAUCAUCACUUCCACCCGAGUCAGCAGCCGACCGCGCCCGACUCGACGAGGCCUUUCGCAGCUUGGGGCAUGCAGACGAAUAGUGAUCAGAGUCCUGCACACACACAAACACACAGAGAGGCGGUUCUGUCGCAUCAUCGGCCUUGGUUCAUGUUGGCACAGGACCGCGUCGCCGCAGGUCUUGCAGUAGUGCUUGCCCGUCUUCUGGCAGUUGGGGUGAGUGCAGGAAGGGAUCCUGCAGCCGCCGGAGCGACUCGGAGCCUGACAGACAGAGAAGGACGCAUAUCAAGCAGCGAAGAAGGAUGUGUCCAGGAUGCGCGAGCUGUCCGUCAUGAGCCAAUCUUCCACACCUGCGACAUUCGACGAUGCCGCCGCCUGCCAGGCACC